Carica papaya (papaya) is the source of this 459-nucleotide messenger RNA. The record is from RefSeq and is a predicted model, not a curated record. NCBI's taxonomy places the organism in Eukaryota, Viridiplantae, Streptophyta, Magnoliopsida, Brassicales, Caricaceae.
AUGAAUCUUCAACUUUAUGGUUUAAGCAAAUACCAGAACUGCGGAGUUGAGUUGCAGCGAACUGCUAGAAGGAACGAUGAGGCUCCAGGUCAGUUUCGUGGACGAACUGAGAUAGCUCCGGAUCAGAGGGAGAAAUUCUUGCAACGAUUCCAGCAGGUGCAGCAACAAGGUCACAGUACCCUCCUUGGCAUUCCCACCCUUGCUGGAGGAAAUCAUAAGCAGUUUUCUGCUCAACAGCCAAACCCACUCUUGCAACAGUUCAAUUCUCAGAGUUCACCUGUCUCUCAAGCUGGCUUGGGAAUUGGAGUUCAGCCACCUGGUCUCAAUGCCGUUAGUUCUGGUAGCAUGCAACAGCAAUCAAACUCCAUCCAUCAACAAUCUAGUCCACAAGCAUUGAUGUCAAGUGGUCCAAAAGAUGCUGGUAUAGUCAGGCUAUUUAUUUGAGUUAUAGUUUUGCUU